Molecule: messenger RNA, 921 nt
Organism: Fusarium graminearum PH-1
Lineage: Eukaryota; Fungi; Ascomycota; Sordariomycetes; Hypocreales; Nectriaceae
Exons: 3
Coding region: 1-921 (306 amino acids)
Biological process (GO): ubiquitin-dependent protein catabolic process; protein polyubiquitination; positive regulation of proteasomal ubiquitin-dependent protein catabolic process
Cellular component (GO): ubiquitin ligase complex; cytoplasm
Molecular function (GO): zinc ion binding; ubiquitin conjugating enzyme binding; ubiquitin protein ligase activity
Source: RefSeq, a predicted model, not a curated record
AUGGAUAGGAAUCCUAUCCCUCGACAGGCCCGUCGCCCGAAAAUGACAAGGUCCGCACGGGUUCCGGGCAAGCGUCCCAGAUCAGAAUUCGAAACCCAUCAUGUUCAGGAAAACGACCCUGCACCGACCAUACCUUCUUCUCCGAGUGUGCGUCGGGCCACUCGACUUAUCAAGACCAAAGAGUGCCUUGCAUGUGGAGAAGACUUCCCGCAAUCCUCGAUGAUAUUUGCACCAUGUUCACAUCUGUUCUGCAAACCAUGCGCUGACAAUCUUGUCAGCCUGGCGAUGAGAGAUGAAGCUUACUUCCCAGCGCGAUGUUGCGAUACGAUGAUCCCUGUUACUCUCAGCAACGGCUUCUCGAAUGAGGUAGUAAUUCAGUAUAAUGCGAAGGCAGUCGAAUUCGCCAUACCUAGCCUCGGACGUGUUUACUGCAGUAGUGAGAUAUGCGCUACAUUCAUCCCACCGACACAAAUCGAUUCAGGGAUUGGCCAUUGCAAGCGCUGCCUAACCGAUACAUGUAUCGCAUGCAAAGCGAAAGCUCACGAGGGAGUAUGUGGACACAAGGACGAAGACGUUCAGGGUGUCCUUCGAUUGGCCCAGGGCACAGGAUGGAAGCGCUGCAGUAAGUGCGGGCAUGUCAUCGAAAAGAGCAUGGGCUGCGAUCACAUGGUCUGUCUCUGUGGUCAUAGAUUUUGCUAUGCCUGUGGCAAAGAUGCCGGGAAAUGUGCGUGCGACGAAGUGCCUGUGGACGUGCCGAUGCCUCCACACGCCGCGAAUCCGCCUUGCAACAACCACCGAUGGGGCAGAAUACUUCAGCCAGAAAACUGCGAAGACUGUGGCAAGGCGGUGCAAGGCUACAACAUCUUCAUUUGUCGCGGAUGUGCACACAUUGCUUGUCUCGCAUGUCGCCGCCGGCUUUGA